Messenger RNA from Zerene cesonia (dogface butterfly), 3272 nucleotides. RefSeq lists its product as uncharacterized. The record is from RefSeq and is a predicted model, not a curated record. Bases 124 to 3144 code for a protein of 1006 amino acids. The transcript is spliced from 10 exons. Lineage: Eukaryota; Metazoa; Arthropoda; Insecta; Lepidoptera; Pieridae. Gene Ontology annotation, molecular function: nucleic acid binding.
UGAAUAUGCGAAUGCGAUUUGUAUGAUUGUUUCAAUCUUUUUAUAAUUAAACAAUACAAAUUUGCUAAUUUUUUAAGCCUUCAAACAUUCCUAUUGUACACAUAUUGUACACAUUAUUUUAAAAUGCUCCUAAUCGUAUACAAUUUGCCUGGAAAUAUUUCAUAUAACGACGUGAAGGAUCUCAUAAAAAAGAAUUGUGGGUUGGAUGAAGUGAUUUUAGAUAAUCUUGUAAACGAUAAGCCCGGAACUAAGCGAGUUACCGUAGGACUGGCCGAAGAAAGCGACGCUGCUAUUUUCGUCAGAAAAAUAAAUGGAAUGUUUAUAAAAGGACAUCAACUUUUCGUCGAAAAUGUUCGACAAAAAAAGGCAUCUGAACAACCAUAUAGAACACUGGCUAGUUACUUACCAGAUUCAGGCAAAGACUUCAGCAAUCCUGCAGACAGCAACAGACAGCAGUACAAUAUGCCCAAUCAGGAGUAUAAUAUGGCCCAUCAGUAUAUGAAUCCAUACCAAUCCUACUUUGAUGUAAAUAUGCAAUAUUAUAUGCAACAGAAUCCAAAUACAGUGGUACAAUCCACAUCCCAGGCAGUUCAACCAAUGCAACCUUCUUUAUAUCAAAAUAAUGUUCCAUACUAUCAGCAAGCUCAACCACAACAAUUUCAGCAAGAUGUGUCGUCUUAUCAGCAAAAGAAUAUUCGAAUUUCUGUUACGAAUACCCAAUACACACAGCCCACAGAAACCUUAAGAAAAAAUGAUGCUACACCACAACAGCAACAAAACUUAAAUAGAUCAUUUGGUGACAAUAACAGGCAAGGUAAGCCUAAUGACCGGGAUUGGAACGGCAGUGGCGAGGUUAGCUAUGGCCGUGGUGACCGUCGUGAUGAAAAGAAAUUUAAUUACGAACGUGAAUCCAAAUUUGAUCAGAAUAAAAGCCACUCUGGCUAUAAUUCUGACUUCAACCGUGGAUUCAAAAAUAUAGGUGAUAAAAAAGACUACAGUGAUUAUUAUAAUGAAGCAGAAGGCGAAGGACGUUCUGAUAAUUCAAAAUCAGGAUCAUACUUUAACGAUCGCAGGAUUGUUGUUGAUAAAUCAGAUACGGAACCCGAUUUACGAUCUCGGAUUGAUGAGAAAACACGGCAAAAAGUUGAUACAAGAUAUGAUAGCAAGUCUGUAUAUCGCGAGAAAAUGCAGGCGCGGUUCACUAAAAAGGAUGUUGGACCAUCAGGAAGAACUAGGUCGAAGGGGAAGUUUAAUACAAAUUUUAACCAAACCAGCAAUACUCAUGGCUUCGACAACGACAAUCGUUACGUUCAAAGUCAGGGCGGUAAUUUGAAGCGAAAGUUGGAAACACCUCAAAAACAAUCGAAACCAAAGAAACCCACUAAUUUCACAACACCGCCGAAGAAGUUCGUCGCACCCCCGCCUCCAACAGUGAGCGGGAACGAGCAAAGCUCCAAGAAGAAAUUGAAAUUUUCCGAAUUGGACAUUAACAAGAAAUUAAACAGAUUCAAUACAUGGGUACACCAAGUUGCAUCCGACUUAGCAAGAGAGGUGCUAAAACCCGUAGGUGGAACCCCUCCUCAAUCUGCACCCAUAUUUGCAGAACUCAAAAAAUGCAUCGUAUCUCGUAUAUUUGUUAUAUUCGAUCAGAGAUUCGCUCAGGCUAUGCCGCAAAUUGUGAAAGAAUACAGGCAAAAGUAUAAAAAACACGAUGAUUAUAAGUUUUAUAUGGAAGUGCGCGAUAAAGUCGCCGAGGAUGCGAAAAAGCCAGGAAAUGAAUUGAAAUCUACGCCGCAAACGCAACAAAUACCUGAAGGUGAUUGUUGGUUUGAGUCAACGCCGGGUACAGAAGAAUCGACUGAAAUGGAAUCAGCACAGCAAGCAGCGAUGUCUGCCCAAAAUAAAGUAUCAGGACCCAAGGAACAAGCUAAGAAUGCAACGCCGUAUAUAAAUCAGUUAAAACCACCUACUUCUGGCAAACUACCAUCAUAUCCUGGUGGAUUGGAUAAGAAACAAUACAAUGAACUAAGGUUAAAGUCAGCAGAACAGUUUUUCGAGCAAGAAAAAAUAGGACAAAAUCUAAAGGAAAUCGACCGUAAAGCUCUGAAGUCAGAAAUAGAGGAGUUUUGUAAAGUUGUCGCUGCAGCCUGUGAAGAAGUUGAUAAAGAAAGUGGUGUAGAGAGUAAACACAGAUGGGCAAAUAUUAAGAAAAGCAUUGAAAAGAUCGUGUCGGUGCAAGUGGCCGAGCGAAUGUCCAACUCGCCGAGUUUCUUGAGAGUGCGCGUCCACUUCAGACCGAAGAAGCCGAAUCGCGAAAUGUUGGAGGCGUUCCUGAAGGAGUACAGUGUGGUCAGUUUGAAGAAUUCGAAGAGGAAGAACAUGUUUAUAGCCGCUUGCUCGUGUUUCGAUGGGUACGAUAGGCUGUGUGCGCUCGGUGAAGCUGUUAUUGAUGAAAAAACUUUAACUUUCAAACCAUUCCAUUUAUGCGGACCACCCCUAAAAGGGAAAUUGAAAUCGAAGUACGGAAAAAAUCAGAAUAACGUUGAAGAUGGAGACGAUGAUGAGAUCGAUGAUGAUGAUGAUGGUGUCGAUGAUAAUGAUGGUGAAUGUGACGACGGUGAUGAUGAAAUGGGUGAUCAACUAGAAAAUUAUAAUGAAGAAGUUUCCGAUCAUGAUAAAAGCGUAAUGAUUAUUGAAGAAAAACAUGACAUAAUACAAUUAGACGAUACUGAUGGAGCGGAACCUGAUAAUGACGAAGCUGAUCAAAUUGAAAAAGAUGUUAACGAAAUAUGUGAAGUUUAUAAUAUAGGUCAUAAUGUACAUGAAAAAGACAGUGAGAUUCAAAACAAUGAUGGCAAUGGACACACUCACGGUAAGACAAACAAUGAUACUAACCAAUCUCAAGAACAUAACGAUUUGGAAAUUGUGGACGGCAUUAAUAAAAAGGAUACUUCAAAUAAUGAAUCUAAGAAUACCCAAGAAAUUGCAAGAGAUACAUGCCAUGAUCUGAUAGUAGGUAAUGACAGCUAUGUAGUCCUUGAUGAUGCAGAUGAUGAUAAUAAAAAUGAUACACUUCCCCAAGAAGCUAUACCGGAAGUCAUACAGAAUGCGGAUAUAACUGAGGAGGAUUUGGAAGAUUUUUAAAACAAAAUAUAAGUUGUGUAACUAUUUAUUCUAAAUAUGUUUUCCUUUUAUAUAUUAAGAUAUUUUAGUUCAACGUAAUUCUAAAGAUAUGCUAAAACAUUACCUUUAAAUAAAGGUCUUAAACAUAA